AUGGAUGGCAAGCAACAACUGGCCCAGGGCAUUUCCAGCGAGAGUCUAAGGCAUUCAUCGUCCAUGUCGUCAAUAUCCCGCCUCCGCAGGUUUCUGCUUCCUAUGCUGGCCAUCAUCUUGUUGCUCCGGGGCGUCUAUGAUAUCUCAUACCGGUACAAGUUCGCCGGCCCAGGCAUCACUCAUCUAGUGCCUCUGGAGGCUCAUAUUAUUAGUAAAUGCCCGGAUACUAGAGAUGCUUUGAGGGAGCUGAUCCUUCCUGUGAUGCAGCGGGUGUAUGACAAGGUCGACUUUAAGCUUAAUUAUAUUGGAACUCCAACGGCCGAUGACGGCGUCGAGUGCAAGCAUGGACCCUCUGAAUGCAUGGGCAACAUCAUCGAGCUUUGCACUCGCGAACUCUACCCGGACCCAAAGAUCAACCUCGGCUUUAUUAUGUGCUUGACCAAGGACUAUCCACACAUCCCCGAACGGGCUCUAGUCGAAGACUGCGCAUUAGAGCACGCUAUCGAUAUUAGAGCUAUCAACGAGUGCGCCGCCAGAGAUGACGGUGCCUAUGGCAUGGGUCUUUUGCGAAACAGCAUCCAGCGGACCACGGACCAAAGUAGCCAGAGAACAACUGACUGA
Messenger RNA from Metarhizium brunneum ARSEF 3297, 621 nucleotides. The record is from RefSeq and is a predicted model, not a curated record. Lineage: Eukaryota; Fungi; Ascomycota; Sordariomycetes; Hypocreales; Clavicipitaceae.